AGACGAUAGGCAUAAACAAUGGCGGGUCCAGAGCAGUCCAAGCAGCAGCAGGUAGAGGAUAAAGCUGAGCACAUAGAUGAUGCUGAGCUCGCUCUUCAGGGUAUCAACAUGCUUCUCAACAACGGAUUCAAGGAGAGCGACGAGCUUUUCAGAAAAUACAGGUGAGAUAUUUUUCCUGGCCUUUAUAAUUUCAUAAAAUGUAAGCCUAUAGUGAUAUUUGGUCAUCAGAUCUCAUUGCCCACAGCAGCCUAUUAGGCCAGACUUUCCCAAACUCAGUCCUGUGGCCCCCCCUGGGUGCACGUUUUGGUUUUUGCCCUACCACGACACCGCUGAUUCAAAUAACCAACUCAUCAUCAAGCUUUGAUUAUUUAAAUCAGCUGUGUAGUACUAGGGCAAAAACCAAAACGUGCAUCUGCGGGGGACCCCAGGAUCGAGUUUGGGAAACCCUGUAUUAGGCUACAUAAUUAUUUGAAUUGCACAGGUGAUUCAUUUAAAGGGUGUGCCUUUGUGUGCUCAAACAUCAGAUUAACUGUACCAACCUGUUUUCAAGGCCCUGUUCAAAUACUUGUAAUAACCCUUCCAAUUUGAGGUGAUCACUGAUCCUACAGUAUGUAGGUAUAGGUGCAUCAAAUUGCUUUACCUAUACAAUCAUGACAGAUAGGCCUGCAUGAUCACCUUAAGGCAUUAUUAAGUAUUUGCAUUGUAGCAAAUUUUACCCCCAGCAAAUUUAAGGUUGGACAGAAAUAUUGAUAAAACAUCAGAGCUCAGCAUAUUUCCAUAGAGAUGGUACCCAUCAGAGCCAUACAGGCUAUUUCUAUUCUAGGCCUACACAAGGCUUUGGUACCAUUACAGCAUUAUAGUCUCACUGGCCAUCAGUAAUUCCCCCAAACACACUGUCCAAGUCCUACACAAAGGCCAUUUGUUCUCUUUGGCAGAACUCACUGGUGCCAAACAGGAUAUUACCAUGGUUAGGCAUAAUUGGCCUUUUAAUUAUUUUUGCACCAGUGGCUAUGGUUAUGUAUCAUUUACUUUACCCUCUAUUUCAUCUUAAAGCUGCAGAUGAAUGCUACUGAGUUGGUUUAACAUAUAAUGUAAAUCUAAAUUUGAGUCUAAAUGUAAAUAUAUCCUUGUCUCUUGAAACAAUCCCCAUUCAUAGCCUAACCCCAAAACAGGAAAUUAAAUAGUAGUCUAUGCACUCCAGCAUGGCCCUGACAUUCCAAACAACAGUUGAAUGGGUAAUGGUGACUGAGAAAUGGAAGGGUAGUGCACUGCACUCACAGCAAUCCAGCUCUGUUUGUGCCAACAGGAGAAACUGCCACUAAUUUUAGCUUUCUGGUUAAUCAAGCCUUUCUCCCUCCAUGAGUCGCUGAUGAUGCUGAGACAGAGGAACGGACUGAAUGUCCCUCUGUAAAGCACUAUGUGUGAAAACAGAUCUGAUUCUUAGUAGUGGCUAAGAUGUGCAUGGUUAUUUUUAUAACAAUUUCAGUAUGAUUAUUGAUCAUCAAUUCUGAUGUUUCCUUUAGUUAGUUAUCAUUAGUAACAUACCCUUUACCUAGUCGAUACUCAAGUGACACUGGCUACCAUUUCUCUGCUUUCUUGAAUUAUGUUUGGUAUGAGGCAGAAGUAAAUGUCUCAAUCGCUCUCUCUGGCUGCGUUUACACAGGCAGUCCAAUUCUGAUCUUUUUUUUUCCAGAAAUUGGUCAACAGAUCUUUUCACAUCAGAUCUUUUUCAGAUCUGAUUGGUCAGAUUGGACAAAUGAGUGAAAAAAUAUCAGAAUUGGGCUGCCUGUCUAAAUGCAGCCUCUGUGUCUAUCGCUCCCUUCCAUUAACUCUAUGUUGUCCUUUCUCUUCAGGACUCACAGUCCGCUGAUGAGCUUUGGGGCCAGUUUUGUCAGCUUCCUGGUGAGUUUCCUCAGACUGCAUCUUGACUGCAGGACAGGUGUUUUGUCAUGACCCCUUGGUUGCCAUGACCUCUAGCUUACUUCCCUGGUGGUGGUUCACGUCCUACCUCUAAUGACAUUCUCUCUCAUGACAUCACUACAAGCAUGCAAGCUAAGAGAGAGGGCAAAUGGAAUGACUCAUCCUAACAAUGUUAGUGUGCAACGUUACACCAUCAUAAACCAUACAGUGAUGAGGUGUCAGGACUUGACGUGACCCAAUUUGUGUAAUGGAUUACAUCAUCAUGAUCACUAUUGUCCAUUUCCCCUAAUUUUUGAACCAUUACCAUAAUGGAUGCAUCUUCAGCUCAUCAAAGCAUUUUGCUGUGGAUACCCUCGCUCUCUCUCUAUCUGCUGCAGUGAUGUGUUUGUCGCCUUAUUGGUCAGUGAGGAGAGAGUGAAGGAAACCGAGAUUUUCUGCAGCAUGGUCACGAAACAGCCCCCUGUCACUGCCCCUCAUGUCAGAGUCGGAGCACCAUGAAGCGAGAGAUAAUGUCAUCCUCCUCUGCCCUCCCAUGCAAUAGCAAACGCUUGGAAGGAUAGUGUGUGGGGUUGGGUCAAUGACAACACAAACAGGCCACUGAUGCAUAGAGGGCCUCACAGUUGUACAAAUGAAAAAGCAUUCAAUUAAUCUGAAAUUCAAACCACAUAUUUAUAUAAGGAUGAGGGCAUACAUUGCAUGUCUUUGACUAACAGUUUGAUAAAAGGCAACUGAACAAAGAGAUUCUUGACCAAGCCAGUGUGGCUCUCACACGUAACACACAAUAGGUUCUGGUUGUCACUGUGUUCCUCCGUGUGCUAUGGCCUAGAAAGAGCUCUUUGUCCUGUGCCUGCUUUGUAAAACCAUUGUGUAACCCCUGUGGUAUAAUCCUCCUUCAAUCCGAUUACCACACAUUUGUUCAUAAUACACCCCAAUUAAAUCAAAAUCUGGUCCUAUUAUUAAUAAAAUCUGGUACUUAUUUCUUUAAUUACUUGCAUGAGUGUUUUCUCUGUGCCAGCGUUAGCUGGAAAGCUCCAAUGUGUUUGUUGUUGUGUAUGUGUGGGGGUGCAGAAUGCCAUGAUGACCUUUGAGGAGGAGAAGAUGCAGACGGCGUGUGACGACCUGAGGACCACGGAGAAGCUGUGUGAGAGUGACAACGUUGGAGUCAUAGAGACAAUCAGGAACAAGAUCAAGAAGAGUGUGAGUUGGCAACUGAUUACAGACAGACAGACAGACAGGCAGAAAUGUUUCGUUUACAUGGAGCAUUUAUGUUUAGGAUAUCCCAACAUUCCACUGGGCACACACUGGUUGAAUCAACGCUGUUUACACGUUAUUUCAAGGAAAUUACAUUUAACCAAUGUGGAAUAGGUCAUGUAACAUGCAUAGUUCUGUCUUGAUAUCUGCUGGUUAUACAGUGAGGGAAAAAAGUAUUUGAUCCCUUGCUGAUUUUGUACGUUUGCCCACUGACAAAGACCUGAUCAGUCUAUAAUUUUAAUGGUAGGUUUAUUUGAACAGUGAGAGACAGAAUAACAACAAAAAAAUCCAGAAAAACACAUGUCAAAUAUGUUAUAAAUUGAUUUGCAUUUUAAUGAGGGAAAUAAGUAUUUGACCCCUCUGCAAAACAUGACUUAGUACUUGGUGGCAAAACCCUUGUUGGCAAUCACAGAGGUCAGACGUUUCUUGUAGUUGGCCACCAGGUUUGCACACAUCUCAGGAGGGAUUUUGUCCCACUCCUCUUUGCAGAUCUUCUCCAAGUCAUUAAGGUUUCGAGCCUGUCGUUUGGCAACUCGAACCUUCAGCUCCCUCCACAGAUUUUCUAUGGGAUUAAGGUCUGGAGUCUGGCUAGGCCACUCCAGGACCUUAAUGUGCUUCUUCUUGAGCCACUCCUUUGUUGCCUUGGCUGUGUUUUGGGUCAUUGUCAUGCUGGAAUACCCAUCCACGACCCAUGUUCAAUGCCCUGGCUGAGGGAAGGAGGUUCUCACCCAAGAUUUGACGGUACAUGGCCCCGUCCAUCGUCCCUUUGAUGCUGUGAAGUUGUCCUGUCCCCUUAGCAGAAAAACACCCCCAAAGCAUAAUGUUUCCACCUCCAUGUUUGACGGUGGGGAUGGUGUUCUUGGGGUCAUAGGCAGCAUUCCUCCUCCUCCAAACACGGCGAGUUGAGUUGAUGCCAAAGAGCUUGAUUUUGGUCUCAUCUGACCACAACACUUUCACCCAGUUCUCCUCUGAAUCAUUCAGAUGUUCAUUGGCAAACUUCAGACGGCCCUGUAUAUGUGCUUUCUUGAGCAGGGGGACCUUGCGGGUGCUGCAGGAUUUCAGUCUUUCACGGCGUAGUGUGUUACCAAUUGUUUUCUUGGUGACUAUGGUCCCAGCUGCCUUGAGAUCAUUGACAAGAUCCUCCCGUGUAGUUCUGGGCUGAUUCCUCACCGUUCUCAUGAUCAUUGCAACUCCACAAGGUGUGAUCUUGCAUGGAGCCCCAGGCCGAGGGAGAUUGACAGUCCUUUUGUGUUCCUUCCAUUUGCGAAUAAUCACACCAACUGUUGUCACCUUCUCACCAAGCUGCUUGGCGAUGGUCUUGUAGCCCAUUCCAGCCUUGUGUAGGUCUACAAUCUUGUCCCUGACAUCCUUGGAGAGCUCUUUGGUCUUGGCCAUGGUGGAGAGUUUGGAAUCUGAUUGAUUGAUUGCUUCUGUGGACAGGUGUCUUUUAUACAGGUAACGAGCUUAGAUUAGGAUCACUCCCUUUAAGAGUGUGCUCCUAAUCUCAGCUCGUUACCUGUAUAAAAGACACCUGGGAGCCAGAAAUCUUUCUGAUUGAGAGGGGGUCAAAUACUUAUUUCCCUCAUUAAAAUGCAAAUCAAUUUAUAACAUCUUUGACAUGCGUUUUUCUGGAUUUUUUUGUUGUUAUUCUGUCUCUCACUGUUCAAAUAAACCUACCAUUAAAAUUAUAGACUGAUCAUUUCUUUGUCAGUGGGCAAACAUACAAAAUCAGCAGGGGAUCAAAUACUUUUUUCCCUCACUGUACACCAUCACAUUGUUUCCAGCUGUAUCAGUAUCAAGAAUCAAAGCCAUGAUCUUCUAUUUUGAGCUUAAUGAUAUUGGCAACUAUGAGAUCAUGUCAAUCCCACACUCAAUGUAAUUAGAAACUCUCUGAAAUAGAAUGGAUACCUGUUUAUGAUCAACACAGGGGCCUUCUUCAUUACGUAGCUGGACUGGCUGAUGGUUUAGCUGAGUGUUGAUCAGAGAAUGACCAGACUACUGUGUGUUUCUGUCUGUCAGUUGGAGUCCCAGAGGUCAGGGGUCGUGGUUGUGGACCGUCUGCAGCGACAGAUCAUUGUGGCCGACUGCCAGGUCUACCUCGCUGUGCUCUCCUUCGUCAAGCAGGAGCUCUCAUGUAAUUUAUCAUUUGUUGAAUCCACAAUCAUUAAAUUACUAAUGUACUGUAGCUUGCUUGAUAGCAAUACAGUAUGUAUUGUUUUGAUACAUUUUCUAUUCAAUUAUAUGUAAUAUGAUUAUUACCAGUCUACUGAUUUUGGGAAAAAUCUGCAAGUAAAAUAGGAAUCAUGAGUGUUAACUGGAUUUGACUGGACUGACUCUUACAGUAUCUUCUCCUCAACAGCGUACAUCAAAGGAGGCUGGAUCCUCCGUAAGGCCUGGAAGAUGUACAAUAAGUGCCACAGUGACAUCAGUCAGCUGCAGGAGACCUGUGUGAGGCGCUGUUCCUCCCAGGAGGAGGACCUGUCCUCAGACCAGGCCAACCACAACACCCCAGUGGAGGGUGCUGUGACUGCAGAGGCCCUGGACCGACUCAAGGGCUCCGUCAGCUUCGGCUACGGCCUUUUCCAUCUCUGUAUCUCCAUGGUACCACCACACCUGCUCAAGAUCAUCAACCUGCUGGGUUUCCCUGGCGAUCGUCUCCAGGGUCUGUCCUCCCUCAUCUAUGCCAGUGAGAGUAAGGACAUGAAGGCCCCGCUAGCUACGUGAGUAGGAGUAUUAAAGAACUUCUUAGAAGUGCAAGGAAAGAGAGAGAGAGAGAGGGUUCGAUUCAGUCCGUAGCGCUGAAGAUCUGCGUUGUAGUGCGAUUGACAUUUAAAUCAAAUCAAAUCAAAUUUUAUUGGUCACAUGCGCCGAAUACAACAGGUGCAGACAUUGCAGUGAAAUGCUUAAAGGCAAUGUUCCCACGUUAGCGGAGACUGCAUUCACCGUAAACGCUGCAUAUGUCAGCUCAAUCGGAAUUUCAAUCGCGCUAUAACGCUGAACUGAAGCGCUACGGAUUUAAUCAAACCCUUACUCAUAACUGAAGGGAAUGACAUUCAAGUAAUGGGAGAAGGAAAGGGAUUAGAAAGGGGGCAAAUACUUUUUCAUAGCACUGUAUGGUCAUAAUGUUCAGGUCACAGUCAGAGUUAUUUUUACUGCUUGAAUGAGCUGAUAUACAGUGCAUUCUGAAAAUAUUAAGACCCCUUGACUUUUUCCACGUUUUGUUACGUUACAGCCUUAUUCUAAAAUUGAUUUACAAAAAAAAACAUCAAUCUACACACAAUACCCCAUUAUGACAAAGCAAAAACAGAUUUUUUAUAAAUUGUAGCAAAUGUAUAACAAAUAAACAACUGAAAUAUCACAUUUACAUAAGUAUUCAGACCCUUUACUCAGUACUUUGUAAUCUACCUUUGGCAGCGAUUACAGCCUCGAGUCUUCUUGGGUAUGACGCUACAAGCUUGGCACACCUGUAUUUGGGGAGUUUCUCCCAUUCUUCUCUGCAGAUCCUCUCAAGCUCUGUCAGGUUGGAUGGGGAGCAUAGCUGCACAGCUAUUUUCAGGUCUCUCCAGAGAUGUUCGAUCGGGUUCACGUCUGGGCUCUGGCUGGGCCACUCAAGGACAUUCAGAGACUUGUCCCGAAGCCACUCCUGCGUUGUCUUGGCUGUGUGCUUAGGGUCGUUGUCCUGUUGGAAGGUGAACCUUCGCCCCAGUCUGAGGUCCUGAGCGCUCUGGAGCAGGCUUUCAUCAAGGAUCUCUCUGUACUUUGCUCCGUUCAUCUUUCCCUCGAUCCUGACAAGUCUCCCAGUCCCUGCCGCUGAAAAACAUCUUCACAGCAUGAUGCUGCCACCACCAUGCUUCACCGUCGAGAUGGUGCCAGAUGUCCUCCAGACAUGACGCCUGGCAUUCAGAGCAAAGAGUUAAAUCUUGGUUUCAUCAGACCAGAGAAUCUUGUUUCUCGUGGUCUGAGAGUCCUUUAGGUGCCUUUUGGAAAACUCCAAGCGGGCUGUCAUGUGCCUUUUACUGAGGAGUGGCUUCCGUCUGGCCACUCUACCAUAAAGGUGCUUCAGAGAUGGUUGUCCUUCUGGAAGGUUCUUCCAUCUCCACAGAGGAACUCUGGAGCUCUGUCAGAGUGACCAUCGGGUUCUUCUUACCAAGGCCUUUCUCCCCCGAUUUCUCAGUUUGGCCGGGGUGCCAGCUCUAGGAAGAGUCUUGGUGGUUCCAAACUUCUUCCAUUUAAGAUUAAUGGAGGCCACUGUGUUCUUGGGGACCUUCAAUGCUGCAGAAAUGUUUUGGUACCCUUCCCCAGAUCUGUGCCUCGACACAAUCCUGUCUUGGAGCUCUACGGACAAUUUCUUCGACCUCAUGGCUUGGUUUUUGCUCUGACAUGCACUGUCAACUGUGGGACCUUAUAUAGACAGGUGUGUGCCUUUCCAAAUCCUGUCUAAUCAAUUUAAUUUACCACAGGUGGACUCCAAUCAAGUUGUAGAAACAUCUCAAGGAUGGUCAAUGGAAACAGGAUGCACUGGAGCUCAAUUUCGAGUCUCAUAGCAAAGGGUCUGAAUACUUAUGUAAAUAAGGUAUUUCCGUUUUUUAUUUUUAAUAAAUUAGCAAACAUUUUAAACUGUUUUCGCUUUGUGAUUAGGGGGUAUUGUGUGUAGAUUGCUGAGGAAUUUUUUGUAUUUAAUCCAUUUUAGAAUAAGGCUGUAACGUAACAAAAUGUGGAAAACGGGAAGGGGUCUGAAUACUUUCCGAAGGCACUGUACGUAGAUAUGAUGUCAUCAUUUGAUAGAAAGUCAGAGCACAGGUCUUGAUGUUGAUUUGAUUGGGGGUGACGUGUUUUGUUAUUUUGCUGAUGUGUUCCAGCUCAUCUCUUUCCCAGCUCUUGGCACAGUGCUUGUUCCUGCUGUCUCAUACAUGGCCAUCUGUUCUGUAAUAUCUCAUAAGUAUCAUAAUGGCAUGUUAUAAUCAUAGGGUAUUUAUUCAUUGUAUAAUACAGGAAACCAGGGACAGGUGUUUGUUGUAAAAUAUGUCAAAUUGAAUAUUUGAAGUCAUAGAGAAUUGAGGACACAUUGAGUACAAUUGCAUGCUGCCAGUGGCAGUUGAAUGGUUCAAUACUCAUGACUAGUAGACCUAAGAAUAGCAAUAAUCAUGCGCAUGCUUAUUAGAAUGUCUAGUGGUGAAAAAAGGCCCUGAGACAGAAACUACCAUUUGCUAUUCAUGAAAUUGAGAUGGUGUUUUACCAAAUUACUGCAGUGGGGUUUAAUUUUGUUCUAUACGCCAUCUUCACAAAGCUUUUCUUUGUCAAGAAAGUCAAUGUUUCAUGUUAACUGUUGCAUAUUAACUAUCUAACAAACUUGAAUGUACAGUAAUCGAUAUUUAAUAAAAACAUCUUGAAUUGUCUCACAAAUAAACCCGAUUGCAUCCUCUCUCCUCUGCCCAGAUUGGCCCUCCUGUGGUACCACACGGUAGUGCUGCCUUUCUUUGCUCUGGAUGGUUCUGACACUCAGGCAGGCCUGGAGGAAGCCAAGGCCAUUCUGCAGAGGAAGGCUGUGGUCUACCCCAAUUCCUCCCUCUUCAUGUUCUUUAAAGGACGGGUUCAGAGGUUAGAGGUGAGCACGAUGGGAUCAGUGGACGGUGAAAUAACAGUCUGUUGCCGCUUAGCAUUGUACAAUACAGUAAGUUGUUGUAGCUCUUAGUAGCUUAGGGCCCUAUACAAUCCAUUAGAUUUUCUUGCCUGGUUCCGUUUUGUUUUUUCCCAAAUUCCGUUUCCUCCGUUUUUGUUUUUCCAGGUUUCCGUUUUCCCCUGUUUUUCACUGUUUUUCACUCUCAAAAUCACACUGUCUUAAUAGAAAACAACUAAAUUGGAUGUCCUAAAUCCACAACAAUGCUUAAACCACAUCAGGAGACUACUUUUGAGGUCUGGAUAAUUUUUUAGAAAUGUUGAUUUUUAGAUGUAGUUGCCCUUUAAUUCCAGCACUCACCUUGCAAGAGGUUGUUGUUUGGUAGAGUGAUGGUAGAGUUUGCAAAACAAGUAUAAUACGUAAAAAUUUAUGCACACAUGACUGUAAGUCGCUUUGGAUAAAAGCAUCUGCUAAAUGGCUUAUUAUUAUUAUUAUUAUUAUUAUUAUUAUUAUUAUUAUUAUUAUUAUUAUUAUAUUAUUAUUAAGUACCCACUGGAUUUAUGCAGAUAAUCAUGAUAUAAUUCUGCCAGGUAAGCAUAGGCUACUUUGUAGUUAACAUUAAUUGAGAAGGUUUUUGGGAAAGCCUUUCCAUUUACUAGAAGACUUUUCAUUAGCAUCAUCGCUAACGGCUACACAAAGUGGCACGCACCGCACAUACACAGACGGGGAAUUCUCUUUGCCUAUUUAGAAAGUUGCAUUUUGUUUGUGUUAUGAUAAACCUGGGCUAAUUAAUACAUUUUCAAUAAAAAUUUUAAUAUUGCUGAAUUCCAUUUUAAUUUCUGGAUUCCAUGAUUCCGUCCGUGUUCUCCUCGUUGCGGAUUUUAUAGGACCCUAGUAGCUCGUAAUUGUGUCAAGUGAUGCUAUCUCUAUCUCAUCUAUCUCCAGUGCCAAAUUAACAGUGCUCUGGUGUCCUUCCAUGAUGCACUAGAGCUCGCAUCAGACCAAAGAGAGAUUCAGCACGUGUGUCUCUAUGAAAUCGGUACGUGUUUCCCUGACAUGCAUGCAUGGCAACUUUCAAAUGAGCACCCACACAUGCAAACACUCAUCAGGUACAUUCAGUUUACAGUUGCUGAGAGCCAAAUCCCUCUGUUGUACCCAUUUGUCUUGUCUUGACUUCAGGCUGGUGCAGUAUGAUCGAGAUGAACUUUGAGGAUGCGUUCAGGUCGUUUGAGAGGCUGAAGAAUGAGUCCCGGUGGUCACAGUGUUACUAUGCCUACCUGACUGGAGGUGAGAGGGCCACUGCCCCAGGAACCUGUGGACCAUUGAUUUUCAUCGUCAUCAUCAUCAUCUUCUCAAAAUUAUCUCACACUCUAAACCCCUCCACCCCUCCCUGUUAAAGUAUGUCAGGGAGCUGCAGGGGACUUGGAUGGUGCCAAGGAUGUCUUCAAAGAUGUCCAGAAACUGUUCAAGAGGAAGAACAAUCAGAUUGAGCAGUUUGCCCUCAAGCGGGUGGGUCAUUUUCAUCCAAAUGUAUUGACCAUAUCUUUAUGCACUCUUUGUGAAACUAAUAACCAUGAACCCUCUCCAUUUCUCUACCUUGGCUUCUCUGCCCCCACCCUACUGCAGGCAGAGAGACUGAGGAAGAUGUCUCCCACCAGAGAGCUGUGCAUUCUGGGAGUCAUAGAGGUGCUUUACCUGUGGAAGGCUCUGCCCAACUGCUCCUCCUCCAAACUGCAGCUCAUGAAUCAGUGUAAGGGCUGGAGCUUUAUCAGAGGGGGCUUGUGCUUCAUAAAGAGAAGACUGGAUCUCCUAGUCAAGGAGUUUCCUAUGACACAAUGGGGUGGAAACCACUUUACUAAAUGUUGUGAAGUAUUUGACCAUUUCUGUGUUUGAGACAUUGAGCUCUGUUCAAUCUGUAUCGCUGAAUAAUUUCAGAUUGAGCGAUAGAAAUACACUACCAUUCAAAAGUUUGGGGUUACUUAGAAAUGUCCUUGUUUUCUAAAGAAAAGCAUUUUUUUUGUCCAUUAAAAUAACAUCAAAUUGAUCAGAAAUACAGUGUAGACAUUGUUAAUGUUGUAAAUGGCUAUUGUAGCUGGACACGGCAGAUUUGUAAUGGAAUAUCUACAUAGGCGUACAGAGGCCCAUUAUCAGCAACCAUCAGUCCUGUGUUCCAAUGGCACGUUGUGUUUGCUAAUCCAAGUUUAUCAUUUUAAAAGGCUAAUUGAUCAUUAGAAAACCCUUUUGCAAUUAUGUUAGCACAGCUGAAAACUGUUGUGCUGAUUAAAGAAGCAAUAAAACUGUCCUUCUUGAGACUAGUUGAGUAUCUGGAGCAUCAGCAAUUGUGGGUUCGAUGACAGGCUCAAAAUGGCCAGAAACAAAUAACUUUCUUCUGAAACUCGUCAGUCUAUUCUUGUUCUGAGAAGUGAAGGCUAUUCCAUGCGAGAAAUUGCCAAGAAACUGAAGAUCUCGUACAACGCUGUGUACUACUCCCUUCACAGAACAGCGCAAACUGGCUCUAACCAGAAUAGAAAGAGGAGUGAGAGGCGCCGGUGCACAACUGAGCAAGAGGACAAAUACAUUCGUGUCUAGUGUCUAGUCUAGGGAUGCUGACCUUCUAGGCAGAGUUGCAAAGAAAAUGCCGUAUCUCAGACUGGCCAAUAAAAAGAAAAGAUUAAGAUGGGCAGUCUGAGAUAUGGCUUUUUCUUUGCAACUCUGCCUAGAAGGUCAGCAUCCCGGAGUCGCCUCUUCACUGUUGACGUUGAGACUGGUGUUUUGCGGGUACUAUUUAAUGAAGCUGCCAGUUGAGGACCUGUGAGGUGUCUGCCGUUUCCAGCUACAAUAGCCAUUUACAACAUUAACAAUGUCUACACCGCCAACGCGGGAACACAGCCUUUAUAUUUAAAUUGGGCUUUAGCUCUGAACGUCCACAAUACGGAUUAAAUAGAGUCCAUUGUCCCCUCUCUUUUUAGUGUUACAGAGUGUGGAUGACGGAUCGUGCAGAGGUCUGAAAAACCUCCUUCUCGGUUCCAUCCACAAAUGUCAUGGAAAUAAUAAAGAUGCUAUCCAGGUAAUUAGAUAAUAUGUUCCCGAGCACAUUAUUGUACUGUCAUUACGUUAUCUUAUGCCAGUACAAGCAAUUAUGUAACUCACUAUGUAUUUGUGCUGAAUUAUAUCAUUAGAUUUUCCUUUGGUCUUUCUCCUCCCAUCUAGUCGUUCCAGCUGGCUGCCAGAGAUGUGUUUGGUCGACAAACCAACUCUUAUGUGCAGCCAUACUCCUGCUAUGAGCUUGGAUGUGUCCUGCUCGCCCAGCCAGAGGUGAGAAUAUCUCAACUCAGACAAUCUGUGCGUAUACACUACCGGUCAAAAGUUUUAGAACAUCAAGCGCUAUGAUGAAACUGGCUCUCAUGAGGACCACCACAGGAAUGGAAGACCCAGAGUUACCUCUGCUGCAGAGGAUAAGUUCAUUAGAGUUACCAGCCACAGAAAUUGCAGCCCAAAUAAAUGCUUCACAGAGUUCAAGUAACAGACACAUCUCAACAUCAACUGUUCAGAGGAGACUGUGUGAAUCAGGCCUUCAUGGUUGAAUUGCUGCAAAGAAACCACUACUAAAGAACACCAAUAAGAAGAAGAGACUUGCUUGGGCCAAGAAACACGAGCAAUGGACAAUAGACCGGUGGAAAUUUGUCCUUUGGUCUGGAGUCCAAAUUGGAGAUUUUUGGUUCCAACCGCCAUGUCUUUGUGAGAUGCAGUGUGGGUGAACGGAUGAUCUCCGCAUGUGUAUUUCCCGCCGUAAAGCAUGGAGGAGGAGAUGUUAUGGUGUGGUGGUUCUUUGCUGGUGACACUGUCUGUGAUUUAUUAAGAAUUCAAGGCACACUUAACCAGCAUGGCUACCACAGCAUUCUGCGAGCUUACGCCAUCCCAUCUGGUUUGGGCUAAGUGGGACUAUAAUUUGUUUUUCAACAGGACAAUGACCCAACACACCUCCAGGCUGUGUAAGAGCUAUUUGACCAAGAAGGAGAGUGAUGUAGUGUUGCAUCAGAUGACCUGGCCUCCACAAUCCCCCGACCUCAACCAAAUUGACAUGGUUUGGGAUGAGUCGGACCGCAGAGUGAAGGAAAAGCAGCCAACAAGUGCUCAGCAUAUGUGGGAACUCCUUCAAGACUUUAGGAAAAGCAUUCCAGGUGAAGCUGGUUGAGAGAAUGCCAAGAGUGUGCAAAGCUCUCAUCAAGGCAAAGGGUAGCUAUUUGAAGAAUCUCAAAUAUAAAAUAUAUUUUGAUUUGUUAUUUCAUAGUUUUGAUGCCUUCACUAUUAUUCUACAAUGUAGAAAAUAGUAAAAAUAAAGAAACUCUUGAAUGAGUAGAUGUUCUAAAACUUUGACCGGUAAUCUAUGUAUAUGUGGGUGUUUGUGUCCAACAUUUACUUAAAGUAUUUAUCUCAAUUAGCUAUUGAGUUGUUUUUUGCAUUGUGUUUCUGUCCAGACGGUGGGAAAAGGGAGAGCAUUUCUGCUUCAGGCAAAGGUACAGUUAUCAGAUUACAUGUAUAUGAAUGGUUAGGGAUUUCCGCUUGUGUUUGAAAUGACUACAUAACACAGUCCAUUCUGAUUGUGAAGUCAUCAUUUGUUCUCUGCUCUGCCACUCAGGAGGAUUAUGCAGGCUAUGACUUUGAGAACAGACUUCACGUGCGCAUCCACUCAGCCAUGGCCUCGCUGAAGGAAGUGGUACCUCAAUGACCCUGCCCACCACUGAAGGAAUAAUGAUGAUGCAACGACUCAGUCUCCAGCUGUGCACUUGACGAUACGGGAAGCAUGGCUUUUAUUAUACGGGGAAAGCCAUUCAAAACAACAGUAUGACACUCAUCAGACAAAAUCAUUUUUUCCCCCUUUUCUGAUAGAUGUUUUACACAUCCAAAUACAAUAAACCAACAAUUUCAUAGUCAAUACCAUUUUUUUCUUAAUGUACUGGAGGGUUUUAGCCCUGCAAACCUUCCUUCCAUUCUGUGGACCAUACAUAACGUUACAUAGGAUACAAGUAACUUCUUGAAGAGGCACACCUUAUUCUCAUUUCAGGUUUUCUUGACCACAGGUAGUAACAGUACAGUUAACAAUAAGUAACCUUGUAUUUUAUGUUCUUGUCAUAUUCUUGGGAAGACAUGUACAAGAGACGUUUGAGUAUAACCUAUAAUCAAGUGGUCAAAUGGUUAUUUGCCAAGUUUUUGUCUUUGUGUUUGCCUCAUGUGACAAGGCAAGACAAAGGUUAUUGAUUGUAUUAGUUGUUGCUGCUGCUGUAGUACCCUCUUAUUGACCAAUAUCCAUACAGUUAUCGCCUCUGGUUUUUCAGAAAUGAGUCCUUUAUUAAAUGGCCCUACUUUGCUUGUCAUGAUGCCAACAAACAUUUUGAUAAAUAUAUCAUUUUUCUGCAUUGAGAAAGUGUUAGUGAAAUCUCAUGGUGACAACAACCCCAAAAAUUAUGGGACAAGAACUUAGUGGCCUGCUACCUUGCAGUAUUGUAUUACGCAGUGUGCCAUACAUAGUGUACCAUACCAUGCAGUGAAAACUAGUAAUAUUAGCAUCAGGUACCUUGAAUUCUGAAUAGUAUGAAAUUGCUUUUACAUUCUGACAUUCACAUAUUAGCUUACAAGUAACAUGCACAGAUAAAAUGUAUUGUGACAUUUUUGCACAAUGCAAUAUCCAAACAAUGUUAUAGAUUAUUUAUUUUAGUUUACAAGCAGUGGGCAUUGAUCUGCACUAUGCAUGCAAUGGCAGGGGUAUUAUUAGUGACCCAAGGACCUGAAAGCUUAUUUUCUACCGCUGUGUACUAUGAAUCAGAACGUUUUUUUCCUGAGAUACUUUGGAUGACAACAGAACACAUUUAUAUUCAUAUUUACUCUGGUUUUUAACAAAAUCCAACAAGGUCCUUAUUAACUACAGGCAUUGUAAUAAUCAUGGUAGGUUUUAGGUUACUAUACAAACUGGACAUUAACGUUUGAUAUUCUGUCGUUUUAGUUUGAUCAGGCUUUUCUAUCAGGCAUCACUGAUGACGAGUGAAACAUUCAAGACAGUAAAAAACUAAAUUGAAAAUGCAGGGCAUUGUAUCACUCUUUUCAUAAUCACUCUGAGGUAUGGUCACCAAGCAAUAAAAAGCAUGCAAGAAGAGUGCUAACUUUACACUGGAGGUUUGAUAAGCUGUCACAAACUUUGUUUACAUUUGUUUUUGUCCCACUUCAAAGGAAUAACAAAGGCUUAACUACUUGUACAAGCACUACAUAGCACACAUCAUUAAUUAGAAAAUUCAUACUACAUGAAGGGUGACAUAAACAGUCUUUAAUUCAUACUACAUGAAGGGU
This is a messenger RNA of Coregonus sp. 'balchen', 15130 nucleotides long. Lineage: Eukaryota; Metazoa; Chordata; Actinopteri; Salmoniformes; Salmonidae. The record is from the annotation of a GenBank genome assembly.